GAGAGAAGUUGUGUGAAGGCACAUGGUGUUGUGAAGAUGAUAUUGAAAUUUGUUGAAGCUUAAAAGUCGUGGGAUGACAAAAGUCGUGGUCUCGUAUUUCCCAGCUCCAGCCCACCAGCAAGCACAUUGUCUUUCUGGGUACAGGCUACAGGCGACAGGCAGUGACCAUGCCAUGAAAUGGCGUCGCCCGUGCUCGUCAGAGCACACUCUUCCGAUCAUACGCUGUCCAUUGGCCCAUCUGGAAAGGGACGGAGAGGGGCCCAUGUACUGCCGCCGGUCUCGUCGUAUGCUUUCGCAGACAUUCUGAAGGCUGCCGACAGUGCGGAGUUCCAGCAAGCCAUCCAAGGAAUUGCAGAGAUAUGCGCACAAAGCCGGGUGAGCCUGGCGGAUGAGUAUAGCUCGCACCUCCCGCCUCUGGGCGAGAUCACAACGGCAAGCUCCGGUACAUCACGACACCAUGCACUCCGGCCGGGGAUGAGGCGGGCGUUGACCAGCGUGCCCGAGGCGAGCUCGGGGAGCAGCGAGGGAAGUAGGAGGAGCAAGAAAAAAGCAGGGAGUCUAUUCAACUUCCAACGACGGGGAGCGACGACACCAAGGCAGUCUAUGCGCAGCGUGCGGAUCGGGAGGAUGGGUCGAAUGCUUCCAGUGAGCGGAACGACUGCAAUGGCGAGCACUUUGAACUUUCCACUGGAAUGGGAAACAGCAACUCAAGCCGUGAUUGCGCAGCCACCAGUCGAUGACAGCGCAAGCGAGGCGAUGUGCAGCUUACGAAGGCUGCUCGGCGAGGACUCCGAGAGGUGAAACGGGCAAGGCUGGGACGAUCCGCGAGCAGUCAUGCAGGCGAAGUUUGCCAGGAGCGUCUGGAUAUGCGUGGAGAAGAACUCAUUGGGACGCAGCCGGAGGCUUGUUGCCUGAGGGAACAGACGGUCGAUGCGAGUCAUGGCCCAUCGGCUAGGAAGGGGGACGAGGCACACGGACACCGCGGCAGGAAUUGCCAUGAUUGCCGACAAGGUGUGAUUUACGGCUGUGUGGGCGUGUUGAGGAGGGAUAGGUUCGAGAGAACACGUGUGUUAAGUAAAGAUAAGGAUGUAGUUCCGCCUAGCUCUCAGGUGAUGAAGGCGCAAUGUACGGCGCGGCAACUUCCGCGUUCACCCAGACGCGCGCGCGCCCACACGGCAGGCUGCUACCU
Messenger RNA from Neohortaea acidophila, 1189 nucleotides. RefSeq lists its product as uncharacterized. Lineage: Eukaryota; Fungi; Ascomycota; Dothideomycetes; Mycosphaerellales; Teratosphaeriaceae. The coding region runs from base 178 to 801 and encodes 207 amino acids. The record is from RefSeq and is a predicted model, not a curated record. The transcript has a single exon.